AUGGGGCCGCCGGGGGCUGCGGCGGUGAAGCGGGGGUGGAGCGACGGCGCCUGCGCAGACAUGGUGCUCGCCGGCGACCUCUGGCUCUCCGUCAAGGCGCGCGGCGCGCCGCCUGCCACCGCCGCCGGGAAGCUGCCGCCGUCCUCCUCGCGCUGCAAUGGCGCGGGCACGUUUCCGUCGCUGGGCGGAGGCAAGGACGUCGGCCAGGGCGAGGGCAAGGGCCGGCGCGGGGCCAGGGAGUGCUGCGUGCGCUGUGGCUUCAGCUGCCCGCCGCCCCGCGACGUGCUGCUGCAGUAUUCGGAGGAGGCCUUGGUGCACGGUGUCCACUACUUCACCAAGCAGGAGAUCAGCUGCGCCGAGCGAUUGCUGUGGAUGGCGGCGGUGGCGGUGUGCGCCGUGUUCGCAGUGGUGUUCAUGCACAUCGCGUGGGUGAAGUUCAUGGACGCGCCCAUCACCACCACCGUCAAGACCACCUUCUACCCACUGUACCGGUUGCCUUUCGCAGCCGUCACCGUCUGCCCCGCCACGAACGUGCGCCGCACUGUGGCCGAAGAGCUGCUAAUGCAGCACCUGGGCGAGCGAAGGCCCAACGAGACGUUGCAGCGGCAGAUGUGGCACGUGAUGGCGGUGCUCUCGAAGCUGCAGCACCCGUUCUUCCACACCGUGGACGCGCACCUGGAGGCGGCGGCGCCGCUGGUGCCGCGUCUGCAGACGCUCAACAUCUCCAACUUCAUGCUCAAGGGCAGCGAGGUCUCCUGCUGCGAGGAAUUUCGCCUGCAGCGCUACGACGGCGGCCUCUGCUACUCCUUCAACUCGCUCACGUCCGACGAGAAGAAUGGC
Molecule: messenger RNA, 840 nt
Organism: Gryllus bimaculatus (two-spotted cricket)
Lineage: Eukaryota; Metazoa; Arthropoda; Insecta; Orthoptera; Gryllidae
Source: the annotation of a GenBank genome assembly